Messenger RNA from Cercopithifilaria johnstoni, 1146 nucleotides. The record is from the annotation of a GenBank genome assembly. NCBI's taxonomy places the organism in Eukaryota, Metazoa, Nematoda, Chromadorea, Rhabditida, Onchocercidae.
AUGGAUGGCAGUACCGUACACGACGACAUACCAAAUUUGAUAGAAAACACACAGUCCGAUCAGGAAAAUGUGGAAGCAGGAUGUUCAAAACGUUCAGCAACUGACAACCAUCCAACUGUAAAAUCAUCUAUUAGUAAAUACGAUUUUGCUGCCAAAAACCUGCCUCAUCUGAAGCCAGCUUUGUUCAGUAUAAGCUCUACUUCUUCUGGCACUCGGUAUCCAAUGCAUAUGCCACCGUUCAAACGAAUGGAUUUUAGUGAUUUAAGUGGUGCACUGGUUGAAGAAAGAAAACCUGCUUGGAAAUUGUGGCAGGAUUCGAUUAAAGAUUCCUAUUAUACGGUUCGUAAAAAUGCAGAAAAAAGCGUUAAAGAAACAGCAUUUAACGAUUCCCAGUUAGUACGACACCGCGAAAGACGGUUUGAUAGUCCAUUCGAAGAAUUAUCAAUUCGUAGUCCAUCGGUUCAAAGGCCCAGCCAUCAUGCGUUAUAUCCACAAAGUAGAGGAAUUUACCACGAAACGGAUCCAUAUGCAGCACCAGCUGUAUCCUCUUCCAAGGGAAUUGAAGCACGUUACAACAAAAAAGCAAGCGAUAUUGAAGCAGAUCUGCUGAAAACAUUAGUUUUACCAAAUUCAAUGAAAGCCAUUACAACGCACGAUUUUCGAAAUGGGCCAGCUCCAGCACCUGGUAGUGCCUCAGAGACAUUCGCCAGUGAAACAGAUUUUCAAACAUUUAUGCCACGUCCGUAUUAUAGUCGUCCAAAUCGCGAUGAUCCGGAUUAUUUUGAUUUUGAUUUGCAAUAUUCUGUUGAUCUGUACAAGCGUCCAGAAGGCAAAUAUGUUCCACGAGGGCCACAAACGUGGGAGGAGAAAUUGUUACGAGAAUCAAGUUCGAAAGGUGAUGCGCCACUAUCAACUUAUAUGUUUACAAAAGGUGAUAUGGAUUGGCGUACUGCUGGUACAUCCUACUUAAGCGCCGCACUAAGAACUCCAUCGUUUUGGGAACACCGGUUCCAAUCAAUCGGUCGAGAAGUUCGUGAAAGCAAUCCGAUUUCAUUUGACAGUCUUGCAAGGAAUAAGCCAAUACCAAAUCGUUUCACGGAAUAUCAUGAUCCAGACUACGAAGAUUUAUCGGAUUUUGAUAAUUAA